Loxodonta africana (African savanna elephant) is the source of this 2461-nucleotide messenger RNA. It is a transcript of the gene SERPINB1, whose product is annotated as serpin family B member 1. The transcript has 7 exons. Gene Ontology annotation, molecular function: serine-type endopeptidase inhibitor activity. Gene Ontology annotation, biological process: negative regulation of interleukin-1 beta production; negative regulation of endopeptidase activity. The coding region runs from base 566 to 1705 and encodes 379 amino acids. NCBI's taxonomy places the organism in Eukaryota, Metazoa, Chordata, Mammalia, Proboscidea, Elephantidae. The record is from RefSeq and is a predicted model, not a curated record.
UUCCGGGCGCGAGCGCCAGCCCAGCCGGCGAGAGAGGGAGUAGGGAGUGCCGGGCCGGGCGUCCCCGAGAGAGCCACGAACCGAAACCUGAGGUCCGAGUGUUUUCUUCAUGGCGGAGGAGCCCUCCUUUCGGAGCGGUUUGUGCCGCCCAGACAGCCCAGCCCGGAGCCAGUUUCUCCCUUUUGGGGCUGGAGGCAGGAAAGGAGGCGGCCGCGGCAAGCCUAGAAAUUACUGAGCAGAACAGUAAUUUAAUAAUUCCACUCACUGCUUGCACUGUUAUUGCUGCUUGCCUGUGUUUGGGGAAAUGAAGGCUCUGAGAGGCAAUGGGCGCUCAGAUGCAAAAGCCAGUGCUUAGCCACCCCAAACCUUAAGAGAUGACUGGGAGAAACCUGGCCAGGCUUCAGACUCCCCUACACCAGCCUGGAGACGCUGGACGCGGGAGCUCCAAACGUUAGUGAUCGGAUCCCAAACAAGAGGCUGAUUAGAUCUGCUUUGCCGGGAUUUGCUUUGAGGUAUAGCUGGUAGCUCUGGCUUCCUAAGGAAAAUCUUAUCUCAGCCCGUAGCCAUGGAGCCGCUGAGCGCUGCCAACACGCGCUUCGCCAUUGACCUGUUCCGCGCCUUGAAUGAAGACAAUCCGGCGGGAAACAUCUUCUUUUCUCCCUUCAGCAUUUCCACGGCGCUGGCUAUGGUCUUUCUGGGGGCCCGGGGCAGCACCGCAGCGCAGCUGUCCAAGACGUUUCGUUUUGAUGCAGUUGAGGAGGUUCAUUCAAGAUUUCAGAGUCUGAAUGCUGAAGUCAACAAACGUGGUGCUUCCUACAUUCUGAAACUUGCCAACAGGUUAUACGGAGAGAAAACCUAUAGCUUCCUCCCUGAGUUCUUGGAGUCAACUCAGAAAAUGUACGGGGCUGACUUGGCCAGUGUGGAUUUCCAGCAUGCGUCUGAGGAGGCAAGGAAGGAGAUAAAUCAGUGGGUCAAAGGCCAGACAGAAGGGAAAAUUCCAGAACUAUUGGCUCCAGGUGUGGUUGGCAGCAUGACUAAGCUUGUGCUGGUGAAUGCAAUUUAUUUCAAAGGAAACUGGAAGGAGAAAUUCGUAAAAGAGGCCACGACUGAUGCCCCAUUCAGACUGAAUAAGAAAGACACAAAAAUGGCUAAAAUGAUGUAUCAGAAGAAGAAAUUUCCGUAUGGCUACAUCCAGGAACUGAAAUGUCGUGUGUUAGAACUGCCCUACAAAGACAAGGACCUCAGCAUGGUCAUCCUGCUGCCAGAUGACAUUGAAGAUGACUCCACAGGUCUGAAGAAGAUUGAAGAACAGUUGACUUUGGAAAAGCUGAGUGAGUGGACCAAACCUGAGAAUCUGCCAGUCAUUGAAGUCAGUGUCAGCUUGCCCAGGUUCAAGCUGGAAGAGAGCUACAACCUCAACUCCUACCUAGCCCGCCUGGGUGUGCAGGAUCUCUUUAGUAGUAGUAAGGCUGAUCUGUCCGGCAUGUCAGGAGCCAGGGAUCUUUUUAUAUCAAAAAUUGUCCAUAAGUCCUUUGUAGAAGUGAAUGAGGAAGGCACAGAGGCGGCGGCUGCCACAGCAGCCAUUGCCAACUUCACCAUGCUUAUGCCAGAGGAAACUUUCAUUGCCGAUCAUCCAUUCCUUUUCUUUAUCCGGCAUAAUUUCUCAAAGACCAUCCUGUUCAGUGGCCGAUUUUCUUCUCCUUAGAGAUCGUGGAAACACAGGGUCAGGCCUGAAGCUUUAUUACCUGAGUUUUUAAUGGUAACAAUUUUCGUAUAUAAUCUACAUCCUCAUCCUUGUUUUAAAGUAAUUGUUGACUGUUUUGUUAUAUCCCUCUAUUUUCUAAACUAUUAAAGGGCCACCUUGUAAAAACCUGCGUUCUCUUUUUCCUUCUCCUUUAUUCUGCCUGUUAUGUAGAGUUUGUGUGAGGCCAAGUGGAGUCAAGAAGUGGAUGUCUUAUGAUAAGAGAUGUCAGAAGAGCACAAGAAGAAAAACAUAGCAAGGGAGACUGCUAAGCAAACAGGGAUGCAAAGAGCUCUGUGGAGGCAGCUUCUCUUGUGUGUUCUGAUAAAGGCUGUUGACCUCCAUCAUAUGAUACUGGUUGUUAUAACAAUGGGAUGAGUCUGUGCAAUUCUGGGGGGGGGGGACUCUUUGAUUAAUACAAACCUUUGUUGAAUGUACCCCUUUGAGUGGAGAUUGAAAUGCUGCAUUUUUGUGCUGCUACAAAGCAACCUGUUAAAUUUCCUAAGUGCUGGAAGCCAGGCUGAUUUUAGCCUUCUUGUUUCCCCUGAUUUCAGACAAGCCAAGGCUACAGAAGUAGGCUCUUGGCUGGCAAUACUAACACCCAUGAUGUUAAAAACAAAAUUUUAGUGAAUCUCUUGUUAGCAAGCUUUUCUUCUUAAAAUAUUUAUUAGUGCCUACCAUAUUCCAAAAAUCUCUUAUCUACAGGAAAUAAAAAAAAAA